Messenger RNA from Abrus precatorius (Indian licorice), 1326 nucleotides. Its product is annotated as probable glycosyltransferase At5g20260. Bases 319 to 1326 code for a protein of 335 amino acids. Gene Ontology annotation, molecular function: glycosyltransferase activity. The record is from RefSeq and is a predicted model, not a curated record. Lineage: Eukaryota; Viridiplantae; Streptophyta; Magnoliopsida; Fabales; Fabaceae. The transcript has 4 exons.
CUUUUGCCUUCCAUUAACCUCCUACCACCAAGAAACGAUCUCAAAACUCUUGACGUCGCAGAGGAACAAACUCUACCAUUGAAGCCAUCCUUGUCAUCCAGUGCUGUUAAUGCUACCAUCACUAAACACAUAAAAAAGGAGAAGAGGAAUAGGAAUAAUAGCAGUUUAUUAAAAAUUGAAGAAGACUUGGCCGAAGCUAGAGUGGCUAUUCGCAGAGCGAUACGAUGGAAGAACUUCACAUCAGAGAAGGAAGAGAUAUUUGUCCCCAGAGGAUCCGUUUACAGAAAUGCCUAUGCUUUUCACCAAAGUCACAUAGAGAUGUUGAAGAGAUUCAAAGUGUGGACUUACAAAGAAGGAGAACCACCCUUGGUACACGAUGGGCCCAUGAACUCAAUUUAUGGCAUUGAGGGACACUUAAUGGCUGAAAUUGAUAACCAAGUGAGCCCAUUCUCGGCCCGCCAUCCAGAUGAGGCCCAUGUUUUUUUGCUACCCAUAAGUGUGACCCAAAUCGUGCGGUAUCUAUACAAUCCUCUCACCACCUACUCUCGUGAUCAAUUGGUGCGGAUCACCGUUGAUUAUACCAACACCAUAGCUCGCAUGUACCCAUACUGGAACAGAAGUAAAGGAGCGGAUCAUUUUCUAGCUUCUUGUCAUGACUGGGCACCGGAUAUCUCAAGAGAGGAAUUAGGUAAAGAGCUUUUCAAGAACUUAAUAAGAGUGUUAUGUAAUGCUAACAGAUCAGAAGGGUUUAAGCCUGAAAGGGACGUAUCAAUACCUGAAAUGAACUUGCAAGGCUACAAGUUGAGCUCACCAAUUCCUAGUUUAGACCCGAAUCGUCGUUCAAUACUUGCUUUCUUUGCUGGAGGGGCCCAUGGUAAGAUUAGGGAGAAACUUCUAAAACAUUGGAAGGACAAAGAUGAAGAAAUUCAAGUGCAUGAGUAUCUUCCCAAGGGCCUUGACUAUAAUGGCUUCAUGAGACAAAGCAAGUUUUGCUUGUGUCCAAGUGGCUAUGAAGUGGCAAGUCCUAGACUUGUGGAGUCUAUCAAUGCAGGGUGUGUCCCAGUAAUUGUCUCCGAUUAUUAUCAACUUCCCUUCAGUGAUGUUCUUGAUUGGAGCAAAGUUUCAUUGCAUAUUCCAUCAAAUAGGAUACCUGAAAUCAAGACCAUGUUGAAAAGUGUUUCACAUGCCAAGUACUUGGAAUUACAAAAGAGGGUGAUCAAAGUUCAAAGACAUUUUGUAUUGAAUCGACCAGCUAAACCGUUUGAUGUUUUUCAUUUGAUUCUUCAUUCAAUAUGGCUUAGAAGGCUCAAUAUCAUGUUACCUUAG